AUGUCUCCGCCAACCAAGGUCACCUUUCCAUCUUUCCUGCUGCAGGUCAGCGGCGAGCUCUAUGCUCCCGUUGCCGGCUCCCCUGAUCGCAAGGGUGCUGCCGUUGUGAUCAGUCACCCUAUGACCGGUGUCAAAGAGCAAACCUCUGCAGACCAUGCUCGAUUGCUUUCUAAGGCUGGUUUUUAUGCUCUCACGUUCGACGCGGGGUUCCAGGGCGAAAGCACCGGUCAGCCGCGUGGCCUUGAAGACCCUCAUCAGAGAGUAGAGGACAAUAAGGCUGCUGUGAGCUACCUGACCACUCUUGAGGGCAAGGUUGACCCUAGCCGUAUUGGUGUCCUCGGAAUUUGCGCUUCGGGUGGUUAUACGUCCUAUGCCGCGCAGAGUGACUCGCGAAUCAAGGCCCUGGCCACUGUUAGUGCCGCUUGCGUCGGUCGCAUGACUCGCAAUGGAGGUCUAUACAAGGAGAAUAACAAGGAACUCCCUGAGGCUAUUGCUGGAGCUCUUCAAGCGGCCGGAGAAUGGCGAAAUAAGGAAGCUCGUGGACCUCAUUCGGAAGCCCCGCCCAUGUUCAGUACCGAUCUUAAGCAGAUCCCUGAUGAUGCCGACUCUUUCUUCAAGGAUGCAGCCAAUUACUACGGAUCCAAGCGCGGAAAUCAUCCAAGAUCGGACCAGAAAGUCCCUCCUUCCAGCUACGACCUCAUGGUCAGCUACGACUCAUUCAACUUCCAACACCUGAUCUCUCCACGACCAUUGCUAAUGAUCGCCGGAACCAACGCUCAGACUCUUCACUUCAGUGAAGACGCAAUUACUGCAGCCCGUGAGCCCAAGGAGCUCUUCAUUGUCGAAGGAAAGAACCAUUUCGACCUCUAUGACGAUCUUGCGGUAUCUGGCCCAAAGCUUGUGCAAUUUUUCGGAAAGAACCUCUAA
Penicillium waksmanii is the source of this 927-nucleotide messenger RNA. RefSeq names its product alpha/beta hydrolase. NCBI's taxonomy places the organism in Eukaryota, Fungi, Ascomycota, Eurotiomycetes, Eurotiales, Aspergillaceae. The coding region runs from base 1 to 927 and encodes 308 amino acids. The record is from RefSeq and is a predicted model, not a curated record. Gene Ontology annotation, molecular function: hydrolase activity. The transcript has a single exon.